GAAGGUCACAGUCGAAGAAGUAGUCUGAUCUUUCUCUCUCUGUCUUCUAAUUAUUUGAUAAUCACCUCCGAUCUUCACCAAUCCGACACUCCUCUCCGUCGGUUACAGUUACACCAUAUCUAGAGCUCAGAGUCUCUGGAUCAAACAUGGUUCAAAUGGAGUUGCUUGGGAUGGACUUUAGCUGCGUAGUUGGAUCGCUGAGCAACGGCAAGUUUCCCGAAAAAGACUGUUUGCUUCCGUUAAUAUCGAAGCUCCUAGGCUACAGCAUCAUUGCUGCCUCCACUACCGUCAAAGUCCCUCAGAUAUUAAAAAUUUUGCGGCACAAAAGUGUCAGAGGGCUUAGUGUUGUAGCCUUUGAACUUGAAGUAGUUGGCUAUACCAUUGCCUUGGCCUACUGUCUUCACAAAGGGCUACCGUUUUCAGCCUAUGGGGAGUUGGCAUUUCUUCUAAUCCAAGCUAUAAUCUUACUGGCAAUAAUCUACUAUUAUUCUCAACCUAUGGGAACAACAACCUGGAUUAAGGCACUGCUAUAUUGUGCUGUGGCACCUACCAUCUUAGGUGGUCAAAUUGAUCCCCUUCUCUUUGAAGCUUUAUAUGCAUCCCAGCAUGCAAUUUUUUUAUUCGCCAAGAUCCCGCAAAUUUGGAAGAAUUUUAAGAAUAAAAGUACAGGGGAACUCAGUUUUUUAACCUCUUUAAUGAAUUUCGGAGGUUCCACAGCAAGAGUUUUUACCAGCAUCCAAGAAAAAGCUCCAACAAGUGUUAUAUUGGGCAGUGCAAAAGCUAUUUUGACUAAUGGUACCAUCUUGAGUCAAAUAAUCAUAUAUCAGAAGCCACAUGAUAAGAAAGAGAAGAAAACAGAUUAGAAGAAUGAGAAUGGGUCCUGGGAGCUUUGCUUCAAUAAUGAUUCAAUUUAUCCUGCAAGUAGAGCUGAUUUAUUGUAACUAGCCCCAGAUUGUUGGGUUUGGGCUUUUCUGAGUAGAAUUUGUACCUUGGAAAUGGUUCAAAGUUCUAUGUUUGUAUUAUAACUGAAUUUUUCAUGUAGUGAUAUUUUCCUGUAACGAGGCGGGUCUUAUGGGAGCAGCAAGGUUGCUUAAUUGGGACGUACGGAUCAUGUCAAGAAAACAGCCUCUUCGCAUGGGGUUAGGGUGUGUAUGUCUAGCUCUCCAUCAACACCAUACUAGCAGGGCUCGUGCAUUGGUCUGUAAUUGAUAAACCUUGAGGUCAUUCAAAAAAGGGUCUCCAUGGAGCGCUGUUGCUUUCAUGUUGCAGUGUUUCUGUAGUGUUUACUGUCACAUUUCUUUUUAGCAGUGUUUCUCUAGUGUUUAGUGUCACAUAAUUCUUAUUUUUGCUUUAUAGAUUCACUUACCUUUAUUGCCAUG
This is a messenger RNA of Ilex paraguariensis (yerba mate), 1379 nucleotides long. The record is from the annotation of a GenBank genome assembly. NCBI's taxonomy places the organism in Eukaryota, Viridiplantae, Streptophyta, Magnoliopsida, Aquifoliales, Aquifoliaceae.